Hordeum vulgare subsp. vulgare (domesticated barley) is the source of this 1752-nucleotide messenger RNA. RefSeq names its product calmodulin-binding receptor-like cytoplasmic kinase 2. Bases 213 to 1520 code for a protein of 435 amino acids. The record is from RefSeq and is a predicted model, not a curated record. NCBI's taxonomy places the organism in Eukaryota, Viridiplantae, Streptophyta, Magnoliopsida, Poales, Poaceae. Gene Ontology annotation, biological process: protein phosphorylation. The transcript has 6 exons. Gene Ontology annotation, molecular function: protein kinase activity; ATP binding.
GUUUGACCUGAGAGGCCCAGACAAGCAUUCCUUUCAAAGUUAUUUAGAGGUUACUAACCAGGUCAAGCUUGAAUCAGUCCAUUGCGUAAUGUCUAACAACGUUCAAGGAAAGAACCAGCUGAACUGCUACCUGCUUCUGUGAGAGCGGUUUUCAACGCCGUCUUCUAACCCCGUCGGUUAUGCAGGCAGAUUGAUCUCCAAAAAGGAAAGUUAUGCAGGCAGCACGCCAUCGAGCGCUCAGCACGGGCCAUGGAGGAGGCCUCUCUGCAUCCAACCAUGAGUUCCAGACAGGUCCUGUCAUCUCCAGGGCAUCCACCUAUGGAACUCGUCCCAGUGUGCCUGGGGAGAAGGCCAGGAGCGGAGGAUCAUUCUGGGAAGAAGCUGCUACGAUGAUUGCCGGAGCAUGCACAAACUGCUUCCCACCUCGCCAACCUAAAAUUAGGGAGGGCCAUGUCAAAUCCUCAGAAGAUGCUCAUGAUUUGUCGACUAGUUCCACAGUCUCGAGAAUUUCAUCGGUAAGCAGCACCAGCACUAGUCAAGACAAGGCAUGGCAAGACCAGUUCUCAUAUCAGGAAAUUUGCCUGGCUACUUCAAACUUCAGUGAACAGAACAAAAUUGGGAAAGGAAAUUUUGGCUCUGUGUACAAGGGGAAGCUCAGGGAUGGAUCCAUCAUAGCCGUAAAGAGAGCUAAGAAGAAUAUGUUUGACAGGAACCUAUCUGCAGAGUUCAGGAGUGAAAUCCAGAUAUUGUCAAAGGUUGAACACUUAAACUUGGUGAAGUUUCUUGGGCAUCUUGAGCAUCAGGAUGAGCGCUUAAUUCUGGUUGAGUAUAUCAGCAACGGAACACUACGUGAACACUUGGAUGGAUCAAGAGCGGAACCAUUGGAAUUUUCACAGCGUCUCAACAUUGCCAUCGACAUAGCUCAUGCUAUUGCCUACUUACAUGGAUACACAGACCACCCAAUCAUACACCGUGAUAUCAAGUCGUCCAACAUUCUCCUAACAGACCAGCUGAGAGCAAAGGUGUCCGAUUUCGGCUUUGCGCGCCUAGCCGCAUGCGACACUGAAGCAACUCACGUCUCAACAAUGGUGAAGGGUACGGUAGGAUACGUCGACCCCGAGUACCUGCGCACGAACCACCUCACCGACCGCAGCGACGUCUACUCCUUCGGCGUCCUCCUCGUCGAGCUCAUCACCGGCCGACGGCCGGUAGAGCGCAACCGCGGCCGGCAGCAACGUCUCAGCACGCAGUGGGCGCUGCGGAAGUGCAGGGAGGGUGACGUGGUGGUGGCGAUGGACCCCCGGAUGCGCAGGACCAGCGCGGCGGUUGCGGCCGUGGAGAGGGUGAUGGCGCUGGCGGCCGAGUGCACGGCCCCGGACCGCGCGCCGCGGCCGGCCAUGCGGCGGUGCGCCGAGGUGCUCUGGUCCGUCAGGCGCGACUUCCAGCACCAGCACGAGCAGCAGCGCGCCGCGGUCGCGGGAGCAGGAACGAGGCGGCGAGAUGUGUCCACCGCCACGUAAGGCCCGUCGGGUUUGGAACAGCAGCAAAGAUCGGGAUGUUUGUCACUUUGUCUACGCGGCUAUGAACAUGACUUGAAUUUUUUGUCAGUUUUGCCGCUAGUGUCACACUACUAAUUUUGUCAUUAAAAGUUUUAACUAUUCAAAAAUGUCAUCCUUUUAAGCAUGUUCUAAAACAUGUCAUCCACUGCUAUAUUCUAAUCAAAGGUCAUGGAUGGCUGUGCAAUGACCAAAA